Messenger RNA from Phytophthora sojae, 492 nucleotides. RefSeq lists its product as hypothetical. The transcript is spliced from 2 exons. The coding region runs from base 1 to 492 and encodes 163 amino acids. Lineage: Eukaryota; Oomycota; Peronosporomycetes; Peronosporales; Peronosporaceae. The record is from RefSeq and is a predicted model, not a curated record.
AUGCUGGAACGGUACGGGCGCAUCCGCGAUGAGAUCAAGCGCGUGGGCGCCGUGUACGACCUGGUGUCUAAGCCAGCUACCCAUCGCCGGAUUAUCGCGCUGACAGAGAUUUUAACAGCAUAUGCAAGAAGCACCCUCAGCAUGAGCGCCGUGCGCGUCCUCUUCGGCAAGAUGGCGGAGAUGUUCCCCAUUACAAGUCCGUACAUGUCACCGGAUGCCGACAUCGUUCAUUCUCCGGUGUUUGAGAGCGCUGUUGUAAAGGUAAUCAUGUUGCGGCACGCAGCGCUGCUUUGCUCCGAUGAUGUCCCUUCGGAAGCUGGGCCACGCUACAGCCUUCUCGUCAGGGCGAUUCCAUGGACCAGUAACUGCUGCGAGAGUCACUUCUCGCAGUGCAAGCUUGUGAUGACGCCGCAGCGCUCGUCUCUCCUCCCUAUUAACUUCGAGAUGAUCGCGGUUUUGGUACUGGGACGCCCACAGUCCAAUGGGCAUUGA